AUGGCUAGGAAGACUAGCCAAGUGGAGGCCGCCGGCCCUGUUCUCGCCGGCCGUAUAACCCGGGCGAGACCUGCCCGCAAAGGGGUCUCCGCCGCAGCGGCUGCGGCAAUCGCCAAGGGAGGGGAAGACCCCGCGCCCGUCCACGGGCAGCCCCCAGCAUGGGCAGAGAGUCGACCAGACCUCUGCGAUGCUCUGCCCUGGUUCCGUUCGUUACAGGGAGGUAUAUACUACAGGGACGAGCUGUGCUGGGGUUGUCUGGUGGACGCGGACAGCGGGGUCCGCUCGUAUAUAGAUGAGGAGAUCCUCAUCACCAGGAUUGGUGGUGGGUGCGAGAGGGACGCGGAGGGGAACCUGGUCCCUAUAAAAGACCAGGACGGGCAGGGGCCUGCGUUCCGGGCUCUGGAGAACAGCCGGAGGAUCGGCCUGCCGGUCGGGAUUGUAAUCGGUGACCGAAACACGGUCCUUGGGAGGAAACUCCCACACCGUUACAACGUGAUGGCCUUCUUCCGAAUCACGAACAUAUGGUAUGAGAAGGUCGGCGGCAAAAAAGGGGCCAAGAUCCGUUUCGAGAAAGUCGAUCUGGCGGAGAAGAGCUGGUGGGCAGCCCCGGGCACCCCCGCUCCCGCGUGGCCGCGCGAUUUCAGCACGCGGCCUGAAAGCAUCCAGUGCGCGGAGUGCUCGCACCACAGCCUCCGUAUAUUCAACGAAGGCUGGAUGUGCCUUUACUCGACCUGCGCACGGUUCUGGACGCUCAACGGUUCUCCCGCCCCUGCCAACCUUACCUACCAUCCCGACUUCCUUAAUUCACGCACCCCUCCUGAUCCGACGGCCCAACCAGAACAUAGCCUUGUUCCGGAUCUCCUGUCCACGAUUCCUGAAGACGAUGCAGACGCCACCUAUUCUCGCAUGGCCUGGAAAGGCAUCGUGUGUCCGCAAUGCAAAAAGUGCAUCUCCAGGAAGUUCUGGAAGGGGUGGAAGUGCUCUGACGCUAUCGACCAGCGCCACGCAGCUCCUUCAGGAGUCUGCACCUUUGAGAAAACGAUGAGGAUGGCACCGAUCUCGUUAAGAUCCGUCUCUGAUGACUUCGAACUCGGUCCUGUUCAACGCGCUAUCCUUGCCGACUCCAGGUAUGCACUGGUAAACGUCGAUAAAGGUUCAUUGGCUCCGUACUACACUCGAGUCACGUAUACGCUGAAUGGGGUUGGUACUAUCACCCAUUUCGUUGCAAACAAGGCGGCCACAGCGCGUCCAGAUGGGCCGAACGACCUAUUCCGGCAGCUACAGGUGGCGGAUGUCGGCUUGCGGCGAUAUCCCCUGCAGCAGAGUGUUGUUGCAGGUACACUGACCUCUCACUUCGCGGUGAACUACGGCAUGCCGUACAAAUACGUGGUUUCGGUUGACUCCAAGGGAUUCGAUGAAGCGCCUCCUGAGAUCAUGAACGCUCUAGGACGCUUAACCUGGGCGACUGAGCAAGCUGUUUCUGCUGCUGGAGGCUCUGUGCUGCACCCGAACGAGCUUCUCAUGCUAGGAUACUUCGAAGACAUGGCCAUCGGAUUUCAUGAUGAUGGAGAGUCAUCACUUGGGCCGACAAUUGCGACACUCUCUCUCGGCGCGAAAGCGACAAUGAGUAUCCGGAUGAAGUAUAAAUACUACUACGGUUGCAGCAAACUCAAGAAUCUGAUUGCCGAGGACCCUGUACUGGAUCACUGCUGUCAGCACGACAAGAGAGCAAUCCUUAAGGACCAGCGCAUGAGAGGAGAGAUCACAGAGGAGGCGUACGCACAACAGCGAAGAGCUCUGAUCGACAAACGACGAGAACCUCCAACCUUUAUCAAGAUGAGCAUCCAUCAUGGUGACUUUGUUGUGAUGCACGGUGAGAACUUGCAGAAGUACUACGAGCAUGCCGUUCAGCCGGACAAAGAGAAGAAGCUUCGAUUCGCUUUGACAGCACGAUACGUGAAACCAGACCAUGUCAGUGGCCAGGAGAGACAGAAGGGAGUCUUCGAUGCUGCAAGUGUCGAGUACCGCGGCGACUAA
Paecilomyces variotii is the source of this 2037-nucleotide messenger RNA. Its product is annotated as 2OG-Fe(II) oxygenase superfamily-domain-containing protein. Gene Ontology annotation, biological process: DNA repair. Bases 1 to 2037 code for a protein of 678 amino acids. The record is from RefSeq and is a predicted model, not a curated record. The transcript is spliced from 9 exons. Lineage: Eukaryota; Fungi; Ascomycota; Eurotiomycetes; Eurotiales; Thermoascaceae.